AUGAUGAUUGCACCUGAGAAGUUUGCUAUCUCCAAUAUCUCCCCAUCAGUGGCCAGAGAACCCACCAUGUCUUCCAUGAAACCAGACCAAGGUACCAUGUCUUCAGAGACCUCUGACGAAAGCCUUGAAGAGGAGGUAGUACAAAUGAAUAUCUUGAAGAGAGUUAGCAGUCUGCCCUUGGUUUGCUCCGUCUGUGACUUGGUUUCUUCAAACUACACCUCCAUUAAGCGAAAAAACUCCUACCUUCAGACAGUGUGCGAUGGGGCUGAGAAAGGUGUAAAGACUCUCACAGGUGCUGCUGUUAGCCGGGCACAACCACUUCUGAACAGCUUUGAACCUCAACUUGCAACAGCAAACAAGUAUGUAUGUCGUGGCUUGGAUACAGUGGAACAGAGGGUGCCAAUUCUUCAACAAAGAGCUGGUCAGGUUGUGUCUGGUACAAAAGAACUGGUGACUUCUAAAGUCACGAAUGCCAAGAACGCAGUGACUCGCAAGUUGUCAGGGAUGGUUGGCAUGACCAAAGAUGUGGUUCAGAAUGGAGUGAAAACCACGGCCUCCCUUGUGAGCAGCAGCAUGACUGUGGUGAUGGGAACAAGAAUGGGAAAGAUGGCCAAGAACAGUGUAGAAACCGUGCUGGGCCGGUCCCAUGCAUUUAUAGAUCACUACCUUCUCAUCAGUGAUGAAGAGCUGAUGGAUCUGAAAACAUGUUCUCAAGGGACAGGGAUGGAUCCUGUGCAGGAAAUACAGACCCAGAUCAAGUGCAAUGGCUAUUUGGCCUGCGUGCUUUCUCUCUUGAAUAAAUUCCAACGCUAUAUAUCUCAGCAAUCCUGGUGCAAUCUGAGGCAUGCUAAUGAGAAUCUCCAAAUAGUCCUUGAAAACACCUUUUCGGAAUGGAAAGGCUGGCUAAUAGCUUUGUACUACACCAUAACACUUCCCCUGAGGACUGUCUACUUGAUCCUCAUCUUCACUGUUGAAGAAUUGUCUGCCAAAAUUAAUGAGAACGUUCCCCAAGCUUGUUACAUCCUAGAAGACCUCAAGUUGGUCCUGUCUACGGUCACUUGCCUUCAGGAACUCUGCUGGAAAAUCUUUGCCCGUGUCUGGGAAAAAAUGUCAGAGGAAGAAAACCUCCACACGCUCUUGAACUAUAUCGUGCAAACGCUUCCCUUCUGUUUCUUUGCAAAUCACUGCAAAUGUAGGACCUCCACUGAUAGCACAGCAAAAGCCUUAAAGGCCAUUCAAAGGGUGCAGGCAUCAAAGGACAGCCUUCUUGGACUGGAGGGAAGUGGAAUCUCUUCAAUAGUUGCAGCCACUUGA
Pseudonaja textilis is the source of this 1314-nucleotide messenger RNA. The record is from RefSeq and is a predicted model, not a curated record. NCBI's taxonomy places the organism in Eukaryota, Metazoa, Chordata, Lepidosauria, Squamata, Elapidae.